CCAAAUUGCGUGACUUGAGGUUCAGUUGGCGAAUGCGCCAGGCCUUUGGUUCGGCGACAGGGCAAAUGCUGGUCUGACCAAGACUCCAUCAUCACACCAUUCUCACUAUCCUUCCAACGCAAUCAUCCGCCGACCAGGAGCAUUCCACCCAUCGCACGCAAGUCACGACCAACUGCCGGAAGCACUGACUCAGCGCGACGUUGCACCACCUCCGCCAGCGAAGACGAUAGAACUAGCCACCGAGCAGACGCCCACAGCACAGGGUUCGGGUUCAGACUCAGACUCUUAGACCUCCUCUCGCACGCCAGUCUGCGCCCCGACCAUCUUGCUGUUGCACUGUGCGAGGGAGCCAAGUGAUGUGGCCAGAGUAGCGGAGACAUGGGCAGUGAAGCACGCCAUUCGCUCUCUGCGUUCGACCCACCGAGAAUAAUGUCUCAGACUGCAUCUCCGAUCACGAAUGGCUAUGGCGAGCGCAAAGGGGGGAGUGGAAGGGAGGAGAAAGCGACGCAGCAGCCAAGUCCAACUCCUGGUGCUGACGACCAUGUGAACAACAGCCUGCUCAGUUCUGCUCUGACCGGAGCUGUGUCAGUCCCCUUCCACCACCACCACCACCAACACGAAAGCCACUUGAGGAGGGAGCGCGAGACGGACGACCAGAACAUCUCCAUCCAGACCAGCACAAAGGCCGCCGAGAUGUCGGUCGCGCCCUUUCUCUCCGAGCACAUUCCCACCCAAUACAACCCUAUCGGCCAACCGCGCCCGCACUCUUUGCUCGCCCAAAACGAAGAGGAGGAGAAGUUGAGCACCAAGUUCUGCUACCGGCAUCGCCCCGACCUCAAGUGUCGCCGCCAAGCCAACGAGCCGUCCAUGGAGCAGCUGCAGGACGAGUUGUCGGGCCUCUCACAAUCUGAUCAGCAAGCCAUCUCCCACGUCUGGUCCCUCUUCUCCGCCGCUCCCGCCAAGCACCGCAACCUCAUGCUGCAGGGUAUCCUCACCCAAUGCUGCUUCCCGCAGCUCUCCUUCAUCUCUGCCAAUGUCCGCGACCUGAUCAAGAUCGACUUCCUCUCAGCACUUCCUCCUGAGCUCGGCUUCAAGAUUCUAUGCUACCUCGACACUACAUCGCUAUGUAAAGCAGCGCAAGUCAGUCAACGAUGGAGGACUUUGGCGGACGACGACGUGGUCUGGCAUAAGAUGUGUGAGCAGCACAUUGAUCGAAAAUGCACCAAGUGUGGCUGGGGCUUGCCAUUACUCGAGCGAAAGAGGUUGCGCAUCGAGAAGAGACAGAUCCAGCUGCGAGCGACAGGAAGAGGUUUGAAUCAAUGGUCACCAGAUAUCACACCAAUCCCGGAAGGAGCAGCAAUGCCGCCGCCGCCGCCAGCCGAAGAAAACGAGGCUGGCAGCAGUCGUGGAACGAAAAGAUCAUUCCAAACGACACCAGUAUCGCCCGAGGUCAGCAAGCGCCACUGCUCUACCUCGUCUCAAGACAUCUCCGAAAGCUAUUUUGCUGCACGAUCGAACAAGCGGCCAUGGAAGGACGUCUACAAGGACAGAUUCAAGGUUGGAACCGCUUGGAAAUAUGGAAGAUGUAGCACGAAAGUCUUCAAAGGCCACACCAAUGGCGUCAUGUGCUUGCAGUUCGAUGAUAAUGUCUUGAUUACAGGUUCAUAUGACACAACGGUGAAGGUCUGGGAUAUCAAUACGGGCGAAGAGCUUCGGACAUUAUACGGUCACACCAGUGGGAUUAGGGCGCUGCAAUUUGACGACAAGAAACUCAUGACCGGGAGCCUUGACUCUACGAUGAGGAUGUGGAAUUGGAAGACAGGAGAAUUGUUGAGAACAUUUCCAGCACACCAGGACGGCAUCAUCACUCUUCAUUUCACCGAAGGCUAUGUCGCCACUGGAUCCCGCGAUCGCACAGUUCGCGUGUGGAACAACACCUCCAAAGCAACAUUUGUGCUACGAGGACACACCGAUUGGGUCAAUUGUGUCAAGAUUGAUCAACCUUCGAGGACUCUAUUCUCAGCAUCCGACGACUUGACCAUCCGCCUUUGGGAUCUCGACACCCGCGAAUGCAUAAGAGUUUUUGCGGGCCACGUUGGCCAAGUUCAACAAGUUGUGCCGAUGCCCAUCGAAUUCGAGCUGGAUGACCACGCACUUACGCCUGGUGACCAAGACGACGAUGCUAGUAGUGUUAGUUCCGUCACCAUCGCUCCUUCCCACCAGGAAAUCCGGGGGUCUACUUCUGACGCAGUAGAGCCUUUCUGGCCACAAGACGCCGACCGCCCAGCACCCCCACGAUACAUGUUGACAGGUGCGCUGGACUCCACUAUUCGCUUGUGGGAUACACAUUUCCGACCGGCCAAGACUCGCGAGCCAACUCCACAACCUGAAUCGAACUCCGAAAUUGACAUGCUGCCGAUCGAUCCCUUGAUCAACUCGCACACGCCAAGAUCUCAAGCCUGUGUCCGUACAUUUUUUGGGCACGUUGAGGGGAUCUGGGCACUGUCGGCUGACCACUUACGUCUGAUCUCUGGAAGCGAGGAUCGCAUGCUGAAGAUAUGGGACCCCCGCACGGGGAAAUGCGAGAGAACUUUUACUGGUCAUCAAGGUCCUGUCACAUGCGCAGGACUGUCUGACAGCAGAGUCGCCAGUGGCAGCGAAGACUGCGAAGUGAGGAUGCUCUGCUUCGGCGAAGUGAGCUGA
Messenger RNA from Pseudocercospora fijiensis CIRAD86, 2703 nucleotides. RefSeq lists its product as uncharacterized. Lineage: Eukaryota; Fungi; Ascomycota; Dothideomycetes; Mycosphaerellales; Mycosphaerellaceae. Bases 379 to 2703 code for a protein of 774 amino acids. Gene Ontology annotation, molecular function: protein binding. The transcript has a single exon. The record is from RefSeq and is a predicted model, not a curated record.